AUGAAGAAAAAUAGCAUCAGCACACAAUACAGUUUUGUAAACAUUCCCAAUGUGAUUGUUCCAGAGAUUGAAAAGGAAAUAAGAAGGAUGGAAAAUGGAGCAUGCUGCUCCUUUUCUGAUGGCAAUGACAGUGCCUCUGUAUUUGGAGACUCAGAGAGUGAUACCCCUCAUGCAAGGGAUUCCUCUAGAAGCACCUCAGGCAGAAGGGGAGGACCAUCACAGAGGGAUCAGUGCCUGCCUGGUGCCAUUGCACUUUUCAAUGUCAACAACAGCAGCAAUAAAGACCAAGAACCACAAGAAAAAAAGAAAAAGAAAAAAGAAAAGAAAAGCAAGUUGGAUGAUAAAAGUGAAGAUAAAAAGGACCCAGAAAAGAAAAAGAAGAAAAAAAAAGACAAAGAGAAGAAAAAGAAAGAGGAGAAAGGCAAAGAUAAGAAGGAGGAGGAGAAAAAAGAAGUCUUGAUUAUUGACCCAUCAGGAAACACCUAUUACAACUGGCUGUUCUGCAUCACCUUACCUGUCAUGUACAACUGGACUAUGAUUAUUGCAAGAGCGUGUUUUGAUGAACUUCAAUCUGAUUACCUAGAAUAUUGGCUCUUUUUUGAUUACAUAUCAGAUUUAGUCUAUCUUCUCGAUAUGUUUGUACGAACAAGAACAGGCUACCUAGAACAAGGACUGCUGGUGAAGGAAGAACUUAAACUCAUAGAGAAAUACAAAUCAAACUUGCAAUUUAAACUUGACGUUCUAUCAGUGGUACCAACUGAUCUGUUGUAUUUUAAACUAGGGUGGAACUACCCAGAAAUUAGAUUAAACAGACUGUUAAGGAUCUCUCGUAUGUUUGAGUUCUUCCAGAGAACAGAAACAAGGACAAACUACCCAAACAUCUUCAGGAUUUCUAAUCUCGUUAUGUAUAUCAUCAUCAUUAUCCACUGGAAUGCAUGUGUGUACUACUCUAUUUCAAAAGCUAUUGGAUUUGGAAAUGACACAUGGGUCUAUCCUGAUAUUAACAAUCCUGAAUUUGGCCGUUUGGCUAGAAAAUAUGUAUACAGCCUUUAUUGGUCUACACUGACUCUGACCACCAUUGGUGAAACACCACCUCCUGUGAAGGAUUCUGAGUAUAUCUUUGUAGUGGUUGAUUUCUUAAUUGGAGUGUUAAUUUUUGCUACCAUUGUUGGCAACAUAGGUUCCAUGAUUUCCAACAUGAAUGCAGCCAGAGCAGAAUUUCAAGCAAAAAUUGAUGCUAUCAAGCAAUAUAUGCAUUUUCGAAAUGUAAGCAAAGAUAUGGAAAAGAGAGUUAUUAAAUGGUUUGACUAUCUGUGGACCAACAAAAAAACAGUGGACGAGAAAGAAGUCUUGAAGUAUCUACCUAAUAAACUAAGAGCAGAGAUUGCCAUCAAUGUCCACUUGGACACACUCAAAAAGGUGCGCAUUUUUGCAGACUGUGAAGCUGGUCUGUUGGUGGAGUUGGUCUUGAAAUUACAACCCCAAGUCUACAGUCCUGGAGAUUACAUUUGUAAAAAAGGGGAUAUUGGACGGGAGAUGUACAUCAUCAAGGAAGGCAAACUCGCCGUGGUGGCAGAUGAUGGAAUCACUCAGUUGGUGGUAUUGAGUGAUGGCAGCUACUUUGGUGAGAUUAGCAUCCUUAACAUUAAAGGCAGCAAAGCUGGCAAUCGAAGAACAGCUAAUAUUAAAAGUAUUGGCUAUUCAGAUCUCUUCUGUCUUUCAAAAGAUGACCUCAUGGAAGCUCUAACUGAGUAUCCAGAUGCCAAAGCUAUGCUAGAAGAGAAAGGGAAGCAAAUUUUGAUGAAAGAUGGUUUAUUGGAUAUAAAUAUUGCAAAUUCUGGAAGUGAUCAUAAAGAUCUGGAAGAGAAGUUUAACCAGAUGGAGGGGUCAGUAGACCGCCUACAAACAAGGUUUGCUCGGAUCCUUGCUGAGUAUGAAUCAAUGCAGGAGAAAUUGAAGCAAAGACUAACCAAGGUUGAGAAGUUCCUGAAACCAAUUAUUGACACAGAAUUUUCAGCUAUUGAAGGCUCUGAGGUUGACAGUGGGCCUAAGGAAUCUAUACAGGACUGA
Molecule: messenger RNA, 2070 nt
Organism: Talpa occidentalis (Iberian mole)
Lineage: Eukaryota; Metazoa; Chordata; Mammalia; Eulipotyphla; Talpidae
Gene: CNGA1
Product: cyclic nucleotide gated channel subunit alpha 1
Exons: 8
Coding region: 1-2070 (689 amino acids)
Biological process (GO): monoatomic cation transmembrane transport
Cellular component (GO): plasma membrane; intracellular cyclic nucleotide activated cation channel complex
Molecular function (GO): protein-containing complex binding; intracellularly cGMP-activated cation channel activity; intracellularly cAMP-activated cation channel activity
Source: RefSeq, a predicted model, not a curated record